Messenger RNA from Acanthoscelides obtectus, 231 nucleotides. NCBI's taxonomy places the organism in Eukaryota, Metazoa, Arthropoda, Insecta, Coleoptera, Chrysomelidae. The record is from the annotation of a GenBank genome assembly.
AUGUUAUAUAGCAGUCGUAAGAAAAAGAAGGAAAGUUCCGAAAGUGAUGUCUACGGUAGUACAUGUGCGCCUGCGCAGUAUUUAACAUCAACAGUGCAUCGAAUAGUUCCUUCGAAGUCCGCACCACCUCCCUACGCGCCUUCCGCGGCUGGUCGCGCGCGACAAACGCGACACGGUCGCCACGACUCCUACGCGACUGCGACAGCCCCAAGGGCAAAAAUGGCUUGCUAG